GAUUCAGAUCGAGGCUUGGAACGCAGAAGCAGCGCGGGUGUUCUGUAUGCGGCGCCCGAUACAGUAUGGCGAAACAUCACCCUGAUUUGAUUUUCUGUAGAAAGCAGGCUGGAGUGGCCAUCGGCAGACUGUGUGAAAAAUGUGAUGGAAAGUGCGUGAUCUGUGAUUCCUAUGUAAGGCCUUGCACACUUGUCCGGAUUUGUGAUGAGUGCAACUAUGGCUCUUACCAGGGACGCUGUGUUAUCUGUGGAGGUCCCGGUGUAUCUGAUGCUUACUACUGUAAGGAGUGCACAAUUCAGGAGAAGGAUAGAGAUGGCUGUCCCAAAAUUGUGAAUUUGGGAAGUUCUAAAACAGAUCUAUUCUACGAGAGGAAAAAAUAUGGGUUUAAGAAGAGGUAACCUGGACCUGGUUGAUUCAAGUGGCUGAAAAUAGUGUUUAAGAAGGACAUUUGUAGCAACUACAUGUAUUUUUUUUAAAGUUAUGUUGAUUAAAGUGUCUUUUUACAAAUGCA
This is a messenger RNA of Spea bombifrons (plains spadefoot toad), 511 nucleotides long. RefSeq names its product PHD finger protein 5A (gene PHF5A). Gene Ontology annotation, cellular component: U2 snRNP; U12-type spliceosomal complex; catalytic step 2 spliceosome. Bases 66 to 398 code for a protein of 110 amino acids. The transcript has 4 exons. Lineage: Eukaryota; Metazoa; Chordata; Amphibia; Anura; Pelobatidae. Gene Ontology annotation, biological process: mRNA splicing, via spliceosome. The record is from RefSeq and is a predicted model, not a curated record.